UAUCUUGUGCAGUUCCAACUGCCACAACACCCCAUUCUUUGCCACGAGAAAACAACUGAGAAAGGACUCCUAAACACAGUAGAAAAAGAAGAGAAAAGAGAGAAGAAAGAAAUGGCAACAGUCUUCCUCCCGAAUGCGAAAGCUUUUCUCCCAUCACUUCCAUACGCAUCUGCAUCGACAGUUCAGGCGCAGGCUGUGUGCUGCCGGGCUGCUACGGAGGCCUCCUCCUCCCUUGUCAUCAGCAGGCGAACCAUUUCCCUGUCCACAUUGCUGUUUACUACACUCCGCGGGUAUAGUAAAGGGAAGUUGGAUGAGGCGAACGCCGCAAUUCUGGAGGCCGACGACGAUGAGGAGCUGCUGGAGAAGGUCAAGAAGGACAGGAAGAAGAGGCUUGAGAGACAAGGCGUCAUCAGCUCAUCUGCUAAAGAAACAGCAUACCUGCAAGAUCUUGUUUAUAAGCUCAGCAAAGUAGGCCAAGCAAUAGAGAAGAAUGAUCUUUCUGCAGCAAGUUCAGUUCUUGGCUCCAGCAAGGAUACUGAAUGGGUCCAGAAAGUGAAUUCUGCCUUCAACAAGUUGAGUUCUAGUGAUGAGGAGAAGACGGAGGUCGAUACGUUUAAUUCCUCGCUGGCCUCCUUAAUCUCAUCAGUUUCUAGCAAUGAUAUUGAAGCUUCAAAGGUAGCUUUUGUGGCAUCUGCAACUGCAUUUGAGAAGUGGAGUAGCCUCUCAGGACUGGUGGAACAACUCAAAGGCCUUUGAAGAAGAACAUCCAAAAGGGCAUUUUCCCCUUCAAUUCUUAAUAAUAUUUCAACCCAAACUACUCUUAUCUCAUUCUUUUUCCCCUACCAUUGUUGAGGUUUUGAUUAUUUUGCAAGGAUCAGAAUCAAGUCAGAGGUUUGAGCCCUUGAAGAAAUAUAUAGCUUCUGCUGCUUUCUUUUUUUUUUUUUUAAAUAAUUUUCUGGGUCUGGAGUUGUAAUUAGGUCUCCUAUGAAAUGAUCAAAAUUUAUUGUUUCUCAUUAUUUUCCUGCUGUGAA
Sesamum indicum (sesame) is the source of this 1031-nucleotide messenger RNA. Its product is annotated as chloroplast thylakoid lumen protein. Gene Ontology annotation, biological process: photosystem II repair. The record is from RefSeq and is a predicted model, not a curated record. NCBI's taxonomy places the organism in Eukaryota, Viridiplantae, Streptophyta, Magnoliopsida, Lamiales, Pedaliaceae.